AUGUUUGAGUUCAUCUAUGGGAUGCACAACAACAAGCACAACGAUCCACCGAUUGGCGUAAACCUUCGAACUGUGAAUCGCCCAGAAUCCAUUAGAUUCGGAGAAGAAACUCGAAUCAGGUCAAAGCGUUUCACGGCCAUUGCGUGCACAAGGAUAAUUAUUGUUCAAAUUGCCAUUGCGAUCGCGACCAUACUGAAUCCUCUCUUGAGAUGGAGAUGGAUCGACUCCUCCAGAUUUGAUCAGAAGCGUUUGAUCAGGAAACAUGUACUUGGACACAAAACCACCGUCUUGGUGAAGGAAAUCGAACCAGAAUCCAUUAGAUUCGGAGAAGAAACUCGAAUCAGGAAGUUAACCAACCAUGACAUGUCUUGGUACAGCAUUAAUAUAUGGAGAUUCUGUUCAGAGCUCUGUUGGCAUGUCAAAUAUUCGAAGAAUCAUAGGAGUUUGUCCCCAGUUUGAUAUUCUUUGGGAUGCAUUGUCUGGUCAAGAGCACCUCUACCUCUUUGCAAGUAUUAAGGGUUUGCCCCCUUCUUCAAUUGAAUCGCUG
Molecule: messenger RNA, 547 nt
Organism: Camellia sinensis
Lineage: Eukaryota; Viridiplantae; Streptophyta; Magnoliopsida; Ericales; Theaceae
Source: RefSeq, a predicted model, not a curated record